AUGGCGACACUCGCUCCGGAGGAUUUCCCGCAGAUGUGGCAGCGGCCGAGCUACGAGGAGCUCUUGGCCAUUCUGCAAAGCCUGGAACUCAGCCCGCCCGUGUGGAACCACAGACAGAAGCAGUCCGACAUUAUUGCGCAUCAAGAGUCACUCGCUACCCAGCGCAAGGCUGAGGUGACACGCUACAUCUCGUCCGUCAUCAAGAGCCCCCUCGCGUGGAUCGACGACUACGACAAGCAAGAGACGCUUUGGGAGCUGGCGAGCAAGCGCAUGUCCGAGAGAUGUGGCAGGACCGCCAUGGGCGAAGUCACGAGGCGGUGGCCGUUUGACGGAGACGGAGUUGCGUGCGAGCCGUUUGAGCUGAUCAUCAAGGAGCCGGCUCUGACGGGCGACUCACUUGGCUUCAAGACUUGGGGCUCUUCGUAUGUGCUAUCGCGCCAUUUGCCCCGGCUUGCUGCAACGUCGCUGUUCAAGCUCUUUGAUGAGACUCUUGGUCAGCCGCGUCCUACGGUUCUGGAGCUCGGAUCGGGGACUGGGCUGUUGGGUGUUGCGGCUGCGGCUCUGUGGCAGACGCAUGUCAUUCUCAGCGACUUGCCGAACAUUGUUCCCAACCUCAAGGACAAUACGGAGAAGAACAAGAUCUUGGUUGAGUCUCGAGGAGGAUCCAUGUCGGUCGGGCCGCUUACUUGGGGCGGAGAGGAAGACGAGAUUGACCAAGAGCUCUUUGGUGAACCCUUUCAGUUCAAGCUCGUUCUCGCCGCUGAUUCCUUGUACGACGAUGAUCACCCGGCACUUCUCUCUUCAGCAAUCUGCCAGAAUCUCGCUCUCGGUUCGGAAUCCAGGGCGGUGGUCAUGGUGCCUAUGAGGGACAACAUCACGCGAACUCUUUUGGAGGCCUUCAAACAGGCCAUGCUGGACCUCGAGACGCCGCUGUUCUGCGAAGAGGAGAGUGAGCUCGCUGGUGAGGAUGAUUGGGGCGAGGACGAGGAAGAGGGCCAAGUCAAGUGCUGGCUGGGAAUCUUUUCGCGUGGGGGGUCACCUUUGACGACGUGA
This is a messenger RNA of Trichoderma aggressivum f. europaeum, 1053 nucleotides long. RefSeq lists its product as uncharacterized. Lineage: Eukaryota; Fungi; Ascomycota; Sordariomycetes; Hypocreales; Hypocreaceae. The record is from RefSeq and is a predicted model, not a curated record. The transcript is spliced from 2 exons. Bases 1 to 1053 code for a protein of 350 amino acids.